Messenger RNA from Ylistrum balloti, 7921 nucleotides. Its product is annotated as centrosomal protein of 152 kDa-like. Gene Ontology annotation, biological process: centriole replication. Gene Ontology annotation, cellular component: centrosome. NCBI's taxonomy places the organism in Eukaryota, Metazoa, Mollusca, Bivalvia, Pectinida, Pectinidae. The record is from RefSeq and is a predicted model, not a curated record.
AUGAGUACAAACCUAAGUCUGAUGAAUCCUGGGACCUCCCUUAACUUUGAUGGACAGGUGCUGCAGAAUGCCCAGGAGGAGGAAUACAGAAAAGAGGAAGAACAGCAACACAAUGAGCUGAAGCAGCUGCUGACGAAUGCGUUUGAUGACUUGAUUGAUGAUGAUGAGUUCUCCAUCACAUCAGAUGAGGGCGGUCCGUCAACCAAUGCCAGCCUUCAUCUGGGCACCAAGAUAGAAAGUCCUGGAGAUGGAGCUGAGUCUGAAACAUUCCUGGAACCCCGUGGUCAGUGGGCUCCUGUAGCCUACCAGGGCAUGCCUGCCUCCGCUCGUCAUCCCUCCCCAAUCUCUUGCCACCAUAUAUGAGGCCUCAUCAGUGAGAAGUUCCCAGGAAAAUCCACUCAGAAGCUCACAGGAUAUGUCUGUCCGUGGUUCACAGGAUCUGCUGCGGAGCUCACAGGAAGACUUCUCAGUUAGGAACUACGAGACCAGCCAUUACGCAGUUCCCAGGAAUACAGAGAGCAGCCUCUAAGGAGUUCACAGGAAUACCGGGAUCAACCACUGAGGGGGUCGCAGGAUUACCAACAGAACUACCAAGAUUAUCACCAAGCAGGGGGAGGGGCUUUGAACUCUGGUGAAGAGUUCCAAAGUGAUGGAUACCAUAGUAACAGUGAACAGGAAAGUGCUACACCUAGUUAUAACCUAAAUCCUCAGGCUUUCGAUUGGAUAAACCAGGCAACACAGGAUAGUCAGGUGAUUCAGCCACAGCCAAUGGGAGUGCAGGGUGGAUAUGGGGGCUAUCAAGGUGGGGUAAUUGAUGAACGUGUAUCAACUCGAUAUCCUGACCUACCAGUCCGACAGGAGACUGAGGGGGGCAACAAUGUUGGGCCUCCCAAUGACCCCCAAACAUACCACCUCCACCACUACGCUGAGGAUCAGCCAAGGGGAGGCAACUUCCAGCCAUACACAAGUUUACCUCAUUCUCAAGGGUAUCAGACCACAGGGGUCACACAUGACUUCUAUAACCCUUCAACAGUUAGUGAUGAUAGACAUUACCAUACCAACAGUGCUGACCCUUAUGUAUCCCAUGAUGAGGGUCAAAGUCAUGACCAGUAUGGGUCAUAUGACCAGGCUCGAGGUCAAGGGAAGUUGUUUGGAUCAAAGGAAUACCAAGAGGACUACAGAGUACAGUACCAGAGAAGACAAGGUCCAACAGGGGAGAGAACUGAGGAGGAGGACCGAUCCCCCAGACGGGAAAAACCCAAAGCCCCAGAGGAAAAAACUGAGGAAACUGGUGGCCUUGACCCACGGCAGUACUCACAGUUACAAGUGCUAUACAAGGCACGAGGACGAAAGCUGGAGGAAAUAACUAACGAGUAUGAGAUUCUCAAACAGGAGACGGGCCGGGAGAUACGUAUACUCAAACAUCAAGUCUCUGUGGCAAAAGGAGAGCAGGAGGCAGCCAAUACCAGUCUGAAGCAAGUUCAGGAUCUACUGAGGGAAAGCAAGGGAGAUAACUCUCACCUUCUGGGCAGGAACAAAGCCAUCGAGACAGAGAUUGAUGUCAUUAAAAAAAGCAAGGAUGAGAUACUAAAGAAGCUCCAUGUUGCCGAGUCUAACAUAGAGAGUCUUAACCAACAGCUACUAGAUCUUGGUAACAGUGAAAGCUUGGCCCGUGCUCGCCAUGACCACGAAGUCGUCAUCGCAGGCAUACAGCGCAAACAUCAGCAGGAGGUCAAGGUCGCAAACGAGAAAAUACAGGAACUGAACCUUCGCAUCUCUGACCUGAGUGGUGAGAAUAAGACAUUGCGUAAGAAAUUGGAGGAAAGUUAUCAGACCGCAGAGAAAGCACAGAUAUCACGGGCAGAAACGAUAAACCGUCUGACUCGUAGUCUGGAGGAUUCCCAGAAACAGUGUCAGGCCUUGCUAGAGUCAACAUCCUCUCAUGAACUAAGUCAGAUAAAGAUACAACUUCAGCAGACGAUAGCUUCUAGGAACAUCGCUGAUGACAUGUGUCGCACCUACCAGGAGGAAAUUCAGGACCUCAAGGAGCAGCUGUCCAUGUUUGAGUCAGCAUCUGGACUCGGUGUGUUGACCUCUGGCCAAACAUCUUCUGAUGCCAGGUGUCCCAUUCAUGAUGACUCUCUCCUCGACCUUGGUAUCAAGAAGACCCUCGACUUUGACACACCAGAAUCUGUAUCAAGUACUGGUGUGAGGAGUAAUCGGUUUGAAGGCCUUGCGUCUGAUGACAUGGUGACAGGUCUGAAAGCUGAGCUAGAGCGCUGUCUUCUGAGCAACAAACAGAAACGACAACAGGUAGCUCAAAUCCAGGAGGAGCUGCGUGCAGCAAAGAAAGAAAUCGGGGAGUUAAAACAGCGAUGUGAGCGAGCUGAAAGUUCUUCUCAGGACUAUAAGAAACGUUUGGAUGAGUGGGAGGAGCUAACAAGGUCAGGUGACAGGAAAAGUGCAGUAGAGGGACGACUCAAGAAAGACAUUGACAACCUGCACCGUGAGAAAUCCAUUCUGCUUGAGGAUAUUGAGGACCUGAAGAAGAGGCUGGAGGAGGUAGGAAGCAGUGAAGAGAAGUUGACAGAGAUGAACCGAGAACUCAACAAACAGAUCUCUCAGAUGGUACAAGAUUUUGACAGUGAUAAAUGUGAAGCACUCAAAAGGUGUGAGAGGACUCUUGAAUCAGUACAUGAGGUUGCUAAGUCGCAGCUGCAACAGGAAAUGGAGGCCAAGUUUGCUGAGGACCAGGCCAAUCUAGUCAAUAAAUAUGAAGAGGACUGUACAAAUCUCAGGAAUGACCUUGACUCGACCUUACGUGAGCUGGACGAGGUGAAGGAGAUGUAUGUGCGCGUGUGUACAGAGAAGGAUAACAUGGAACAGGAAGUGCGUGCUAAAAUUGAGGCUGAUACAGCACGGAAACUGGAGCAGAUGAAGACAGAGCUAGAAAAAGAGAAAAAAGAGGAGAUAGAACGAGUGAAAGAAGAAGGAACAGAACACGAGACGAGUUUAAGGGAACAGCUGAAGAAGGAGUCUGAGGAGGACGCACGUCGCACUGUUGACACUAAGGUUGCUCUAGCUAAAGUGGCCUGGUUUGAGGAGCAGAGAAGUGCUAAGCAGACAGCUGUAGAGAAAGCGGUGAAGCUAACCGAGGCAGAGUGGAAAAUAAAGUUAGAAAACUCUGUACAGUCAGAGGUCGACUCUCGGCUGCAGCAAGCAAAAGAAGAGUGGACAGCACAGCGUCGUUUGUCAUUUGAAAGUGAACUCAAAAAACAGCUACAGACAGAAAGGGAAGUCAUUGAAUCAAAACUAACUGCAGAUUACACGAAACGCUUAGAAACAGAACGGUCAAAGUGGCUUGAAGAAAACCAAGCCGAGAUGAGGCGAUCAUUGGAGCGGGAAAAAUCACGGGCAAAGACAAAGUCAGAGCUAGAUGUAGAAACUGCCGUGAAAAAGGAAGCCGAAAAAUGGAAGAAGACAAUGGAGGACACAGUGAAGAAGAAGGUAGAUGAGGAGUUGAGGAAAAAAGUUGAGGAGGAAAUGGUAAAGAAAGUUGAUGAAUUGAAGAAGGAGUUGGACAGAGAUGUAGCGGAGCAAGUUGAUAAUGGAAUCAAAUUAAAGUUAGAGCAGGUCAAGCUCAAAUUGGAGGAAGAAAUCACAGCAAGAUUGGAGGAAGAGGUCAAGGUUAAAUUAGAGGAAGAGGUCAAAGUUCGCCUGGUUGAUGCAAGAAAAGACUGGGAGGAAAAUAAUGAGAUAGAAACACAGAAAAAGAUUCACAAUGAAAAAGAGAAAUGGAACAGGAAGAAAAGUAAUGAAAUCCAGGAAAAACUGGAGGAGGAGAGGCUGUCUCUACAAGGAGAACAAGAGAAACACUUGAGGGAAAGACUAGAGAAAGAACAAGCCAAGUGGGAGGGUACAUUUCAGGAACGAGUUGCUGAGGAAAGGGCCAAAUGGACCAUGGAACAGUCGCUGAAAAACCAACAGAUACUGGACCAGGCCAAACAGAUGUGGGAGGAGUCUCAUGAACUUAGUGUACAGAAAAUCCAGGACUCCAUGGAGGAGCAGAUUCAGGAGAGGAUUUCUGCUGAGGUGUCUCUGGCUAUAGAGGAGGCACGGACAGACUGGAGUCGGGAGAAGGACCAGGAAGUGUCCGCUAAUAUUACCUCCUCAGAACUCUCCAAUAGUGUGCUUAAAGAGGAGAUUGAAGUUCUAAAGUCUCAGACUGGUCGUCUGCAACAAGAGUUGAAACAGAGAGAGGAUGCCUGGCAAACACAACGAGCUGAACUGACCCGCCUCAAGGAUGGGGAGAGAAAGCGGGCAAUGGAAGAGAUACAAGAUCAGUGUGAAAGAGAUCACCAAAAAUUUACAGCGGAACACCACGAUACGCUAACACAGGCGCUGAGAGCUGCCCGCGAACAACAUUCACGGGAAAAGGCUGACCUGGAGCGAAGAUACUCAGAGGAGGUAGAGUCGCUGAAGAUGAAGGAAUCUCGCCUACAGGAAAAAUUGAAGAGUUUAGGGAUAGAGGAGCCCACACACCAGCGAGCCAUUGAGAAAGAGCGUGAUAUGUUUGAAAAAGAAAAAUGGCGACUGCAACAAGAAGUACAGGAAAGAGAUGCAUUGUUGGAAAAAGCUGAUGUUCACCUGUCACAGGAAGUAGAUAAAUUGCGAGCGGAACUUGAGUCAGCAUACCAACAGAGAUUGGAAGCAGAGACUGCCAGCCUGAAACAGAAAUUUGACCUGGAGUCAAAUCGUCCAGAACAAAGGGAGAUAAUAAUGGAUAAAACAGCAGUGUUAGAAACAGAAAUAAAAAAACUGAAAGAUGAAAAUAACAAAAUUUGUAGAGAAAAUCAGAACCUGUUAUUAGAACUUGAGACGUUAAAAAGUGAGAAUCAGAAAAACUUAAUGGCAUUACAAGUACUUCAAACUGAAAAGGACAUCAGUGUUGAAGAAAACAACAAUGUAAAGGUCGAAGUUCAAAAGGUCAAGGCUCAAAUGUUUGAAGAGACAAAGCGAUAUGUGAAGGAAGUUCAGAACUUGAAUUCAAAGAUGGCUGAACAAUCCCAAGUACUUAGUGAGUUCCAGGCUCAAAAGGAUGAACUGAUGUCUGCCAAAGUUGUCUGUCAGACGCUGGUUAAUAAGAAUGAGUCCCUUCUAGCUGAAAAACAAUCAUUGAUGGAAGAGAAAGAAAAAAUACUUCUUGAAUUAGAAAAUGUAAAAAGUGAAAAUGAAGACCUUAGCAAGCUUAAGUUUGAAAUUGAGAAACUUCACAUUGAGGCAGAAGUGUUCACAAAGCUACGUGCUGAAGUAGAACGUCUAGAGACAGAGAAUGAACAGAUCAGUCACCUCAGGGCAAACAUUGAGCGACUGGAGGCUGAUAAUGCAGGUAUGAACAAGCUGAGGGCUAAAGUGGCCAGACUGGAGGCAGAGACUGACACAAUGAGUCAGCUGAAAAUUGAGGUGGCACAACUCCAGGCUGAGAACACUAAUAUCACUGCCCUACGGGCUGAAAUGGAUAGGCUUCAGACAGAGGUUGAGGAAGUCAGCAAACUUAGGACUGAAAAACAAAAAUUAGAGAAGGAAAACAAAGGCAUAGCUGAUAUGGAGGCGGAGAUUGGACGCCUGACCUUGGAGGUAGAGAAUGUCAGUCAGCUAAGGUCAGAGGUUGAGAGGUUACAGUCAGAGAUGACAAAACACCAGGACAAGGUCACCAAGGUAGAGGGGGAGAAAAGUCGACUUGUGGAUAAUAUCCGAGACAUGGAAUCAGCAUAUCGUCGGGACAUGGUCAGUCAGAAACAACGUCAAGAGGACACCAACAGCAGGCUAAGACAGGCAGAAAAACAUCUGGCUGAUGCCAAACAGCAUUACAGGUCCCAGAUUGACAAGCUCAAGAAGUCCCUGGAGAUGGAAAACAACAUGGCCAUGGAGACCAUGAAGAACAAGAUGGUGGAGAUGCAGAAGGCACAUUUGGUGGCACUGGACAGCAUGAAGAAACAGUAUCGAUCAGAGAUGGAGAAGGUCAAGGCAGAGCGACCUCCAAAGGACCUCAACACUGCAGAAGUACAGACCGACUCGGAGGAUGAUGAGCAGGGAGUGAUGGAACUCAGGGAACAGUACCUGGAUACUGUUAACAAGAUUAAAGAUGAUGUUAUGCGACACAUCACAGAGACAAACAUGCGUGCAGCUGAAACUGUCAGGUGCGAGAUGGCUCAAGAACGCAACACCACACUCACAGAACUCAAACGCAUCUACAUGGAAAAUGUUCGCAAAAUACUCCAAAAUGAAAUCAUGGGGGCCAACAUUGAAGCCAAGCUAGCUGAUAUCGAACAGGCUUUGGAUGUCAUUUCCUUUGAUAAACCAUUGUCAAGGUCAUUGAGUCCUGGGUCCUCAAGGUCAUCAACACCAACACCAACAAGAGAGGUGGAGGUGACACGCAUCCAUGACACUCAAGGGUCAGGGGUCAGUAAUGGUGUGUACAGUGGGCCUAUUGGCGGUGCUGACCAGAGGAGGGUUCCUAGGUCUGUACAAACUGAUCGUUUCUCACACAAUGGGAACAGCUCACCGAAAAAUGGUGCCCGCUCUGACAAAACAUAUGGUAAACAGCGUGGAGACAAUCGCAGAACACCAAUAGAACGGACCCAGACUGCGAAUAAUUCAGAACGCCAAGAUAAUGGUCAGUCUUCGCAAUAUACCCAGAAUGGUAAAACUACUGAACACCACAACACUGGGUCAAUGCUUCCUCCUAAAACUCGGGUCACCAGAGGUCACACCAAGGAAGUGAAAUUUAGCCGUUCUGUGGAGGAACGUCACAAUCGCACUAAAAGUUUGCCUGGCUCUCGUAUAACCAGUAAAAACAAGCUAGUGAGCUUUCGUACAGUGUCUCCUAUCUCGUCCAGUGAUAACUCCGACCCAGAGACGUUCAUCACCACACGUCAACGCAAGGCUGACCACAGUGACAACAGACUUCCAAGUCGUUUUUUAUCUCCAUCUAAUGAACCACGAUUAGCAUCUUUAUCCAAUUCUUCCUUUGAAGCUGUUGACCCCCGACCUCAGACGGUACCACUUCACGGAGCCCUCUAUAAAACUGUGUCUGAGCCGGAGCUAGGCUCAGAACAGCCACGUACAGACUACAGCUUUGGUAACUACAAAUACACUUCGUUGAGGGAUGGCUUGUCCAAAUACCGCUCUACCUCUCCCACCAAGGACAGCACAAGUGCAUCACAUGAUGACCUUCGAGGGUACAACGAACCCGAGCUGGAGAUGUUAGACCACAAGUCCUACAGUAUCGAUGUUGGUCUAAAUACAUUAGGGCUGGGCUGGACCUCACCACAUAAGUUUAAUCCCUCCCCAGAGCGUCUGAACACCAGUAGUCAUGAUGCUGGAGAGUCACCUGUAGGCACACCCAGGAGAGGUCAUAAGGUCAAUGAGAAAAGGUCACAAAGUUCAGGUCCUCGAAGCCGUGAAGUCACGAAAUCUGCACCUUGGGAUAUUGAAAAGCGUUACUAUAAUUACCGAUACCAACAGCCCGUUAAACAUCUUGUAGAGAAGUACCAGGGUUUGGGCUUGAAAGACUAAAUGAUGCUGAACUUUUUAUGAGCUGAGCUAAUUAUCUGUAUGGAUUGUUAUCAUUAUAACCUAGUUCACAUAGUCAAUACUUAGUGAAUGGUUCAGUGAAGGGGCCUCUUUAGUGUAGUUUUGUAGUUUAUGGUUCAGUGAAGGGGCCUCUUAUUGUAGUUUUGUCCUUGAAAUAUUAGUGUAUGGUCUCUGAGCAUGAUUAGAGGAAUAUAAAAUAUUAGAGUACAUGUCUAUCUUGUUCUAACUUAUGCUAACAAUGGCCAGUUUAUAUUCAUAUUUGGUUUACAAUCCUCUUAAGAACACAUGUAUAAUGUAAGGAUGAGUUGUUUAUGUCAAAAUAGUU